Molecule: messenger RNA, 2376 nt
Organism: Ophidiomyces ophidiicola
Lineage: Eukaryota; Fungi; Ascomycota; Eurotiomycetes; Onygenales; Onygenaceae
Gene: GAA1
Product: Glycosyl phosphatidyl inositol protein transamidase complex subunit
Exons: 9
Coding region: 1-2376 (791 amino acids)
Biological process (GO): attachment of GPI anchor to protein
Cellular component (GO): membrane; GPI-anchor transamidase complex
Molecular function (GO): serine-type endopeptidase activity
Source: RefSeq, a predicted model, not a curated record
AUGUUUUUGAAUGUGUUGGCAUUGACACCCUUGUUGGAAAGAUUUGAAGCCGAACACGGAACGCUUACUUCGUUGGCAUUGUUCUUUGGGCCUCUAUCGACACUCCCCGGAGGCCUUUAUAUACUGUUUGAAAGAUAUGUUUUCCGAGGAGAUGUUGCAAUUUUGGGAUGCAGUAUUUGGAUAUUUCUACUGCUUGGUUCGGAGGCAAUGAAGACAUACAAAUCAAAUCCUCAUUUUAGUUUGGGGACAUAUCAGAUACCAACUUGGACAACGCCGCUUAUUGCGAUUGUCUUUGUAUAUGCUUUGGUUGCAAAUACUAGCUUUUUAGGGCAUCUAUGUGGAGUCAGUGUUGGCUACGUCCUUGGCCUUGGAUAUCUUAAGAUUUUGUUUCCUCCAGAGAAAAUUCUUCGAUGGUUCGAAGGCAAACUGAACCUCCUCGGAAUUCUCCCUCACUAUGUAUCCGUGGAUCAAAAGACAUACGGAAGACUUUUGCCAGCGAAUUUGACCCUCAAACUACGCCGCGAUCCGCGCCCUUUAUCCCAUCUUCCUCCCUAUAUCUCUUCUUUCCUCGUCCUUAUUGGUGUGGCAUGGCUGCUACUACUCCCAUUAAAUGAAUACUCCCGACAAACUUAUAUCUCUGAAAAUGCGCUGUUACCGGGACAGGUGCAUACCUACUUUAGUGGGAGCGAGCAGAAUAUAUUUCGGGGGUAUCGGCAAGAAAUUGAAGCAGUGAAGGACGCGGAGUAUGACGUCGUCUCUCAGAAAUUCCAAUCAAUAUUGCGAGAAUCUGGCCUGAAAGUUGCGACGCAGAAUUACGAGUAUCGAUCUGCUGGAAAUACUCAUUCCGGCCAGAAUGUCUACGGUAUUAUUCAAGCCCCUCGAGGGGAUGGAACGGAGGCGAUUGUUUUGGUAGCUGCGUGGAAAACCAUCAAGGGCGAGCCAAAUCUCCAUGGGGUUACGUUGGCAUUGACUCUUGCAAGGUAUUUCAAGAGAUGGUCACUCUGGUCAAAGGAUAUCAUAUUUCUUAUCACUCCCGACAGUAAAUCGGGGGCCCAGGCCUGGAUUGAUGCCUACCAUGAUAUGCACCCUUCCUCUGUCGAUCCUCUACCUCUUAAGAGUGGUGCCUUACAAGGCGCCAUUAUUUUUGAAUACCCUUUUGACCAUCGCUUCGAAUCCAUUCACAUUGUCUACGAUGGAGUUAAUGGCCAAUUGCCUAAUCUAGAUCUAAUCAACACUGCUGUAUCCAUAUCAGGCGGGCAAAUGGGUAUAAAGGCAGAGCUACAAGAAAUGUGGGGUCAUGACGAUCGGUACAAAAUGCGCCUACAGACCAUGCUCAAAGGGAUGAUGCGGCAGGGCUUGGGUAGCGCCGCGGGCCUGCACAGCAGCUUUAUUCCGUAUCAUAUCGACGCUAUUACGCUUCAAACUGUGGGAAAUGGGUGGCAAGACGAAAUGGCUCUGGGAAGAACGGUGGAGAGCCUCGUUCGGAGUUUAAACAAUUUAUUGGAGCACCUUCAUCAAAGCUUCUUCUUUUAUUUACUCAUGCAGACAAACCGGUUCGUUAGCAUUGGCACCUAUCUCCCAUCUGCGAUGUUGAUUGCUGGCAACUUUACCGUUAUGGCUAUUGCAUUGUGGAUGAAAAGUGGAUAUUCUCCGGACGAGAUAAAGCAUGAUACGCGUACAGAACUUAGCCCGAAGAAAGAAAAGAAAGUAAAGGACUUUGACAGUAAAUCCAUUGCGAGUAACGGAACAACUCUGGAGCGACAUCUUACUCUCCCAGUAGCCCUGGUUACUGGAUUGCAUUUCCUGGGUGUCGUCCCACUCUAUAUCUUCAAUCAUCUUCCUCAGCAGCUCCUUGCUCCGACUGCUUAUUACUUUGCUCUCAUCAAUAUACUCAUUCCCGUCAUCCUCGCCUUGUUACUCGAGCGAUUCCGCAGGCCUACAGUACAGGAAUUUUUAUUGAUAAAAUCGUUUUCUCUCCUUCUUCUCGGGCUGUUUCUCUCGGCGCUGGCUACUUUGAAUUUCUCCCUUUCUCUUCUACUAGGUCUUUUCUGCACCCCGCUUUCGUUUAUUGGAUAUAUUCAACAUCAGGGCUCAAAUUCUGCUAAACAGGGCAAUGCCAACAAAACUCCGACGCGCGGGGAACCACAUGUGCUUGUCAAAGUGAUAACCGGCGUGGCGAUCCUUAAUCUAGUUGCACCUACUGCGGUUCUUUUAGGCGCGUCUGCGAUAGCGAAUGUCUCUGUGGAGAUGAUACUUACUGAGGCGGCAUUUGGGUGGGAUGUUUGGGGCAUGUGGACACAAGUUGCCGUGUGGUGUGUAUGGUGGCCGGCAUGGUUAAUUGGCACAGUGGGAGCAAUCUCGUCUGUACUAUAUUAG